AUGCCUGACGGUUCCCGCUGCCCUGGCGGGAGGUCUUCUCACCUUCGGCAUGAUACCGUUCUAUCGCUCGCAUCAGCACAUAGAUGUCGAGUGGGAGGAGGACCUCCUCUCAAGAUGCUUGGCUUCCCGACCCGCCAUAAUCUCAGUGGGAGUUUUUGGGUGUGCGAUGGCGCUGCGGACGAUCUUGCAACGCGAUGUUCUCCAUGCCGUUUUUUGGGUAAGCCGCGUGAUCUAUUGUUUCGGUCUCCUCCAUUGUUUCGUGGAUGGUCUAGCCUCUCCACUGCUGGCGAGUCAACUGCCGGAUGCUGUCGUGGCCAGGUGGCGCUCUCUGAGAACAAAUGGAUGUGGCUGGCGAUCACUGUUGCACUAUCGUUGCGAGUUCUUCGGGUGGCAGCGUUCUAUCGCUAUGUAGCCCGAGGGGUUCAAGACGACGAACUGUGGACUGAAAUCACUUUCCACCUUGCUCAGGCAGUCCUGAACCUGCUCCUCUUGGAAGUUGUUGCCGCGAGCACACGCGUGCUGGGCGCCGUCGAGCACCGCAUCCUGCAGGUGAAGGCCGCGCUGUCGUGCAAGGCCGUUAACUUCUUCGAGGAGGGACACGCGCCGUGCGCAGAGUUGGUACAUGACACGGGGCCACAGAUGGCCCCAUUGGGCUUCCCAUUGCCGUACUUCGCGAUGAACCUGUUGAUGAAUGGGGGGCUUGUGUAUCAGAAAUUGCUGAUCACCCUGCAUUCUCCGGAUAUCCCAUGGUUGGACAGUAGCAUCGCUGGCUACACGUUGGUUGAAGGGGUGAUUACAGCAUUCGCCAUUGCUGUGGCACCUCUUCGCAUUUCGGCGGCUCUCGGUGGAUUGUGCGAGUGCCUCGGCAAGGUUCGCAGCGAGUCACCUGAAAUGCACGUGCAGAUUCAGGCGGUGGAAGUAAUGCUAGAACGCGCUAACAAUGGACACGGAUGGGGCAUCCAUGUCGGCCAAGGGGUUGUCGUCAAUAAGGAAUUAUUGCAGACCGUUUGUGUCAGGGUGUUAUUGAUGACGACCGCAAUCCUCGCAUUCAUAAGGUCGAGCAGUGGUUUCGAGAAGGCCGAGGACAACGACGCCGUCAUCGCCGACAUGAAGGAUAAUAUAUCUAGCAUCCUGUCUAUUCUGUCAGACAACAAGGUGAACUUCCACAAGCGCGAGUGA
Messenger RNA from Prorocentrum cordatum, 1179 nucleotides. Lineage: Eukaryota; Dinophyceae; Prorocentrales; Prorocentraceae. The record is from the annotation of a GenBank genome assembly.